AUGGCGACCGCCGGUCUUGAGGUGCGCGAGGCUGGACGAGCGUUGCGGGUACAAACGGAAGCGCCGCAUCUCGUUUCCAUGGGAAGCGGACGUUUGUCAACCGCGGUGACCCUGCAUCCUUUGCCUGAAGGUAAGGUAACCCUCGGAUCGAGCCGAGAUGCGGAUAUUUCUGUCGUUGGUACCGGCGUCGAAACCAUUCAUUGUGCGAUCGAAAACAAUAACGGCGUGGUCACUCUUCACCCCAUAAAUGGAAGCACGGCAGUCGAUGGUGUACCUAUAAAUUCGCCAGUGAGACUCGCUCAAGGUUGCAUGCUGUCGAUCGGCAGAUCGAACUACAUGCGUUUCAACCAUCCAGCCGAGGCGAAACAGCUACGCUCGGUGCUGCCCCAGUCAAGAAUUUCAAUGGCGCCGAUCAGUUUCUCGCUGCCAGAGAAUCAGCUCCAGGAGAACUACCACCUGGAGCGGAAGCCGCCGGUCGCGCCGCGAAAAUCGCCGAGGAACUCGUGCUCGGACGAUGAGAUCGGUUUCCUCGGGAAGCUAACGAAAUUCGAGAUGCUGUCAAAGCAAAACCGAAACAACUGCGUCUCCCCCAAAGUCUUUCCAGCCGGCGCUGUCACCACGAAUGUUCCAGCGGAUCAGAUUCUAGGACACUCUAGAUCCUCUAGUCUGAUCUCCUUGAAAAACGGCAACGGUAAUUCUCCCCUGCAAAAUUUGACCAAUUUGGACAGGAGUCGUUCCAAUACGCCAUCAACACCUAGCCGGUCGAACACACCGAAUAUUCAGUAUCAGAGCACACCGACGAAUCACAAUCAGAUACAGAUGUACACGUCCGCCGAGUCCUAUCUGAAGUCCUACAAGCCCUACUACCGGGAGAACAACGAGAACAACACACAGAACCCAAUUCCAAAAGGGACAGCCAAUCAAGGGGAUCUGAUGUCUCGUAGCAUGACCUGUCAGAGGUCCAACGAUCUGGACGAGCUGAAGAACGCAAGGGAGUACGACAUGAGCCAGAGUCUGAUCGUUACCAAAACCACCACCACGGAGUAUCUACAGCUGGAGAAGUUCGGCUCGAAUCCCAGCAUCUGUAAUAAUGCUAACAACGGGAACCACUGCACCACUGGUGGCAGCUUGAGGAACACCAAUAGCGCGCCGAGUUACGGUUCCAAUACGAAUAUCAAAAGGAUACAACCACCCAGCCCGGCAUUCAAUCGUAAUCCGAAGUACAACGAGCCGAAGAGAAACCUUGGCCGGGUGACGAGCCCGACCCCGAGCACCGGGAGCGGUUGUUCGUUAGAGGAACUACGGGAGAGGCAGAUAGACGCGGAGAAUAAACGCAGGGAGGCGGAGAACAGGCGGAAAAUGGCGCAGGAGGAGAGGCUACGGGAACAGGAGGUCGAGAGGCUGGAGAAAAUGCGACUCGAAGAGAUUCUGGCGAUGUGCGCUGAAUACGAGAGGCAGAGCACCAUGGAGAAGCCGAGGCAGCCUAACAGAAUCAAAACAAACGGCUCGCUCCCGCGCGACAAAAGGCUCGGCUAUAACUCCCCAUUCGACAGCCCGAAGAGUCCAUCGAAGACGCAACUGCACUUCUCCUUCGACGCGGCCAAACAGUCCACAUCCGCGUCCUACGAGAACGUUUGCGUGCAGAACUCGAAAAUGAUCUUCCAGAACGGCAAUAAUUCGCCAAGCAGUCGCCGUAAUCAGACCAACCAACCGGAGAAUCAAACGACGAACGUCCAGAGCUAUCCACAAUCGAUCGCGCCUAACAACAAUCAAUCGACCAAAUGGCCAAACGUUCAUGGCAACGGAGACCAUAGUUUUUCCGGUUCGAUCUCGCAGGUUCGUGGCCCGGGCUACGAGAACGCGACGAUCGAAGGUUCUAUUCUAAACAACAACAACAAUAAUGGCUACAACGGGCAGACCAACGACGUAACGAACGAGACAUCGGGCUACGGGACGAUUCAGCUGAACGGGACUAGGAUCAACUCGAAUCAACCGAACAACGCGCGAAACUACGAUAAUAAUUCGACGAAAACCGGCAAUGUUAGCUUGUACGAGAACGUGGUGAUCGGCCCGUUACAGAACAACAAUCAAAAUCAUUCCAUGCCAAAGAAAAACGGCCAGCUCUCGAACUCGUGCGAGAUGAUCGAGAACAAGCUGGCGAUAUCGAACGAUGAUCUGCUCGAGGCUAUCGAGCAGCUCUCGAUGCUGUCCAAGUCCAAAGAAAUCUGCAUGAUACCGAAGAAGAACAACUCGGAGAAGGACAACGCGAAGUCGAACGAGGCGAAGGCUGACAAGGAGCGAAAGGAACUCGAAGAGGAGGAUAGACGGAAAUACAUAGAGUUCCUUCAGAACGAGAAACUACAUAUCCUUGGAAAUAUGGACGCGUUGAAGAGAAGCGUCGCGGAUAUUGAGAUACAGGAAGAGGAAAUUAGUCGAGAGCUCGAGCUGGAAAAGGCGCUGCUGUCCGCAGAAUACGAGUCGGAAUCGUUGAAGCUCAGUCAGGACGAGGGCGAGAAGAUAAAGGUGCAGAUGCGAAUAAACGAGCUCGAGAGACAAAUGGCCGAGGAUAAUACGACGCAGGCAAAUUUGCAAGCGGAAGCGAAGCAAAGGGUUCAGUGGGCUCAACAGGCCUGUAGUCGUUUGGAGGAAGAGCUCGAGAAUAGCACGGGCGAAACGGCGCAACAAGAUAUCAGCAAGAAGCUUACCACUCAGCAAGAGAUUCUCGAAUCUGAGAGGAAAGCAUUCGAAGACCUGGAGUUCCAUCAUCUCGAGGAAGAAGCGAGUAAAUUGGCGACUAGGGAAGAAUUACAAAGAUAUUUGAGCGAACUGACGACAAAGAUAGAAACCAGAAAGGCUCGUUUGAACCAUUUGGAAUCGCAGAGAUCCGAAGCGAAGAGCACAGCGACCAAGGACGCGAGGAGCCUUGAGAGACAGAAACUGGCGCAUUUGAAGCGGUUGGAAGAAAGUCGAAACCGAGUUAGAGCGAUAAACGAUGAACUGACGAAGUUGGCGCAGAAUUCAUGCGAGAACUCCGAAGAGAAACGAUCUCCGAGCAGAGAAGACUUUGACAGGAUCUCGAGGGUUACCACUGACUCUCCUAUUGUUAAUAAUCAAGGUAGUUUGGGAAGGAAGACUAUCGAAUCCCUCAAGGAAAUUGAGAGAAAUCGACAGCUUCAUUUAGCGAAACAAGGUAGCCAAGUAAUUUCCGAAGAAAGGCGUAGAGUCGAGGAACUGAAACGAAGAGUACAGGACGAGGUUCGCUCGCAGUGGGAAGAAAGGAAGAUGAAUUGUACUUCUUUCAACAGUGUUGAAUCAGGCGAAGAGUCUUCUAGUUAUUCAACAGGGCCGACUGAAAGUGGCAGCGGAAGCAGCGACGGCGCGGAGGGUGGGAACAGCGAGAAAUUGUCUCCAAGCAAACUUUCGGAACUCACGUCACCCAGUCCAGGUCCGUCGAACAAUUCCUACAGUCUGCUCCAAAAUGAUAACAUGAGAGACGACCGAAGAGCAUCAAUGGAAGGCGAGAGACUUAGCAAUAACAGCGGGGGGAUAAUCGAUGGAAACGGAAGUCGUCCUCUCUCACAAACAUCCAGCGAGAUGGACACCCUUGGACCACUGCAACCAGUGAAACAUCGCGAAAAGGCAAAACUGCAGAGGCCGCUCACGAGAUACCUUCCCAUCAAGUCGGAGUCCCUGGACCUUAGGCAUCACAUCGAGACUGCCGGGCACCAGUUGCCCCUGAUACACGAUGUCACGGUCGACACGACCAGUUGCAGCGGUUACCUAUCGAAGAUGAGCAAGAAGUUCCAUCACUGGAACAAACGAUGGUUCGUCUUUGACCGGAAAAGAAAGACAUUGUCGUAUUACAGCGAUAGCUCCUCGAGGAAGGCGCGGGGUGUGAUCUACUUUCAGUCGAUCGAGGAGGUUUACGUGGACCACAUGAACACCGUACGGUCGCCGCAUCCGUCGUUAACGUUUAUCAUUAAAACAUCGUCCAGGCUGUAUCACUUAAUGGCGCCGAGUCCAGAGGCUAUGCGGGUCUGGGUGGACGUGGUGUUCACCGGCGCCGAGGGAUAUCACGAGUUCGAUCACGGUAUCUGAUAAGCCGAGAGAUGACCGUUCUCACGUUUCUGGUCGAGAUCCGUUUUACAGGGUGCCGCGGCUGUGCGACGCGCGUU
Molecule: messenger RNA, 4175 nt
Organism: Dufourea novaeangliae
Lineage: Eukaryota; Metazoa; Arthropoda; Insecta; Hymenoptera; Halictidae
Product: pleckstrin homology-like domain family B member 1
Exons: 13
Coding region: 1-4098 (1365 amino acids)
Molecular function (GO): protein binding
Source: RefSeq, a predicted model, not a curated record